AUGAGUCGCCACCCGAGCACCAAGUGGGCGCAGAGGCUGGACAAGGUUUACCUGACGAUUGAGCUGCCCGACGCCAAGGAUGUGAAGCUCAACUUGAGGCCUGAUGGCCAUUUCAACUUCUCGGCAAAGGCCCCUGCUGAUGGCAUGCAGUAUGAGCUUGACCUUGAGCUCUUUGAUGCUGUCAGCGUUGAGGAGAGCCAAGCGGCUGUUGCCCCGAGGGCUAUAUGCUACCUUGUCAAGAAAACUGAGGCCAAGUGGUGGCCUAGGCUGCUCAAGAAGGAAGGCAGGCCGCCUGUGUUCCUCAAGGUUGACUGGGAUAAAUGGCAAGAUGAGGAUGAUGAAGACGCUGGAUUUGGUGACUUUGGUGAUAUGGACUUCUCGAAGCUGGACAUGGGAGGUGGUGAUGACGAUGAUGAUGAUGAGAUUGAGGAGGAUGAUGAUGAAGACAAUGUGGUCGACAGUGCUAACAAAGGUGAUGUAGAUGCUGAGACAGAGCCGGGGAGCAAGGGAGGGGAAGCUCCAUCAGCUGCUGGUGAAGAAGCAAAGCCAUAA
This is a messenger RNA of Triticum turgidum subsp. durum (durum wheat), 552 nucleotides long. Lineage: Eukaryota; Viridiplantae; Streptophyta; Magnoliopsida; Poales; Poaceae. The record is from the annotation of a GenBank genome assembly.